Entelurus aequoreus (snake pipefish) is the source of this 1753-nucleotide messenger RNA. It is a transcript of the gene tmbim4, whose product is annotated as transmembrane BAX inhibitor motif containing 4. The transcript is spliced from 7 exons. Gene Ontology annotation, cellular component: membrane. NCBI's taxonomy places the organism in Eukaryota, Metazoa, Chordata, Actinopteri, Syngnathiformes, Syngnathidae. Bases 110 to 820 code for a protein of 236 amino acids. The record is from RefSeq and is a predicted model, not a curated record. Gene Ontology annotation, biological process: negative regulation of apoptotic process.
GACGUCAUAACUUCGCGCCCAGUGUGGCACCACCAUCCGAGCUUCCGAGUCUCGACGCCUAUCGCCUGUACACCAGACAGAGGACGAUAUUAGGACUUUUUUUUCAACGAUGAGCGGUGAAAAGUACCCAAUGUCCUCAAUAGAGGAUGACUUCAACUAUGGCACAAACGUCGCCACUGCUAGUGUCCAAAUACGUAUGGACUUUCUGCGGAAAGUGUACACUCUGCUGAGCUUGCAGAUAAUUCUGACGACGGCCACAUCUGCCCUUUUCAUGUUCUCUCAGACCAUCAAGGAGUUUGUCCAUGCCAGCCCGGCUGUGGUUUUGGGUUCAGCUCUGGGCUCCCUGGUCCUGCUUCUGGCCUUGGCUGUGUACAGACAUAAGCAUCCAGUCAACCUUUACCUGCUGCUUAUGUUUACUCUGCUGGAGGCAAUCUCCGUGGCCACAGCUUUGACUUUCUACGACUACUCCACUGUGCUCCAAGCUUUGUUUCUGACUUGUGCUGUGUUUGCCGGCCUGACCACCUACACCUUCCAGUCCAAGAGAGACUUCACUAAACUGGGAGCAUUUCUUUUCUCCUGCUUGUGGAUCCUCAUAAUUGCAAGCGUCAUGAGGGUCUUUUUCAACAGCGAUAGCACAGAGCUGCUGUUCGCCGGGACAGGGGCUUUAGUCUUCUGUGGCUUCAUUAUCUAUGACACCCACAUGCUGAUGAAGCAGCUGUCCCCCGAGGAGCACAUUUUGGCAUCCAUCAACCUCUACCUGGACAUCGUCAACCUCUUCCUUCACAUUUUACGUAUCCUCGACUCGAUGAAGAAGCACUAAAAAGAAGCUGCUCUGCUGGCCACACUCAAUCAUGCCAUCACUAAUUGAAUUAAUGCUGUGUCUUGAAUUGAAUUGAGACACCUGUCUUUACACUCUGACUCUACACUUGUAAAUAUUGAAAUGUGAUGCACGCUCAUUUACAAAAGCAACCAAAACCACAAUGAAAUAAGAUCCAAAUGUGUUAAAAUAUGAACCUUUUAAAAGUGCAAAAGAUCAAAAUAAUCUUAAAUUGUACAGUUAUAUGUGUGAUACCAUUACAUGUCCGAUACGCAGUCUUGUAUAAAGUAUCCAAAACCCUUAACUUCUUGUUAAAUGUGGCGCCGCAUACAAAUAACCAAUUAUACAAAAUACACAACUUUAUUCUUUGGAUUGAUUGCCGUGCGGCAUUGCAGCAAUUGGCUACCGAAAAGUAACGACUAAUUUUUUUUAAAUGUAUGGAUUUAAAAUAUCAAUUUUAUUUGACAACUAUAUUAAGGGACAACUAGGCGCCUACAGAACCCAAACAAAAAAGAAAAAACCAACUGCAAGUGCAUAUUUUGUUUAUUACUGAAUGUUUAAACAUGUCUGAAGAUUUACACAAGAUGGAUAUUUUAAGGUGUUUAUUCAAGUGUUUUUAUUCCAAUGAGGCUAUGUGCAAUGUAUUUCAACAUCACUAUCGAGAAGUUCCCUGAGGAACUUUUUGCUGGAAAAUGCCACAACACAUCACAGCAUAACAUACCAACCUCUGGAAAAGUGUGCCCACUCCAGUCUGCUAUUAAACAUACUGCAGCAGUCAUUGCAAUUUCCAGACACCAAGCAAGUGAUGCAUCGCCCGAAGUUGCUCAUUUGAGGUCAUUUUGGUAUGACGUCAUCACUAUGUUGCUGACAGCCACUAAGGGGGGGAGGGGGGCAUAUUUGCAUACAUUUGGCGGCUCUAGUAUGUUAUUUUUUUUC